Messenger RNA from Phytomonas sp. EM1, 1692 nucleotides. The record is from the annotation of a GenBank genome assembly. Lineage: Eukaryota; Euglenozoa; Kinetoplastea; Trypanosomatida; Trypanosomatidae.
AUGGAAAGAGAUGAAGGACGAUUCUUUUACAUAAAUGGUAUUCUGUGCAAAACUUUUGCUGACGAUGGAUCUUUUCGUCCCUCGGAUAUUUUUCCCCAUUUAGAAGCCGAUUUUGAUUUACCUUCUUUAGCGCACUCAUCGGCUGCGCCUGGAAUAGACCACGGGAACGAUGAAGCCCAUGUGGUUGUCGAUGAACGAAAUGCUGAUUCUAUAACUCAAAGCGUCCGUCCGAAUCUGGAUGAUCCUAUUCUGAACUCCUUUGGGGUGAUGUCAAAAGGUGUCCUGAUGGACCCUUGGGAUCGGUGCUUCGUGGAUUUCACCGAUCCACAAGUCUUUACCCCGUCUCUGUUUCGCACGAGUGAACCCUCGGAUCUUUCUUCGCACGGGACCCUAGGGCCAGCGAAGGAGCUACGGAAAAAGCGAUCCAAUCCAGGGAAACGUUCGACGCGUCCUCCACGGAAGCAGGCAUCCACCGUUCUCCCCGAAGGUGGGCCGACGCCUGAAGAGCUGCGCAGCCGAAAUGCGCACUACUACGAAACCGGAGAAUUCCAACACGUACGCGGGGAGGCGUGCAUUAUCCUGUGCUCCUCGCUGGAGCCCCUCGACCGAUCGGCCUCGUUGGAGGCGUGGAAAACGAAUGUGCUGCACGAUGCGACGCCUUUUUCGUGGCCGUACAGCAAUAAGUAUCUCUCGCAUUCCACUCUGAAUAGCCUGGUAGGGCGCUAUGUGAAGUGGAUUUUCACCGCCUGCAAGCUGCCCGCCGCGGCGGUAGACCCCAGGACCGACCGCCAUCGCUCCUUCGUGGACGCCUUAACCUUCAUGGAGAAGUACCGAUUACUGAUGAAAAUUCGAAAACCACAAAGCACCUACCUGCCGGCGGGGAUUCCCUUUCCGUUUCAGCUUCACGGUCGCGCGUUGGGCGGGGAGGUGCAAGGAGAGGCAUCCGAAGCGAACAACCAAACCGCCGAGCAGGGUCCUUCGAAGUCCUCAAACCCCUCUCAGUCGGGAGAGAUGCGCGUAGGGGACGGCUCCCCUCUCUCAAGCUCAUCCCCAGCGUCCUCUUUUGGCUGUUUUACAGGGAAGCCAACCAUGUGCAGAGGUGGUUAUAGCACCAUUCGUACGGAUAUAUUUUCUCGAUCAAACGCAAAUAAUGUGGCGUUAGAUAUCGGAAAAUACGUCAUGCCGCUGAGAGCGCUGGAUUGCAAGCGCGCGCGAGAGAUGUUGCGUGAGAUCGAGCGGCCGUAUUUGUAUCCACCAAAGCACUUAAGCCGGUGGGCGCGGGCGUGGUGGAUUUUUUGUGUUUAUUUCAGCUAUCUUGGGCUUGUAGGGGGUCCGUUUUUAUCGCGUGCGAAGACGAAUGCAUCGGCGGAAGAAUCAUCUAGCUCACCUAAAUCCGAAGCCUCGCGUUUUGAAUGCAAACUUUGCCCAGACGACGAAUACUCGGUAUCAGCCGAGGUUCACCGUAAGUGCCUCGAUGAGGAUGCGCUAUGGCAUGCUGAGGAUUCGGGCUCGGACAGGAUGCUCGGUUCACUCUCGCCAAGCAAGAGCGAAAUCGCGGAUGUUUGGAAUUUUAUGAUAUGCAAUGAAGAUCGUGAUCGAAUUUUGGAGCGCUUAUCAAGGAUUGAGAGUUACCUUGAUAAAUUAACUUCGUCUACUUUCGAAAGUAAACAAAUUAAGUCGGAUUCGGCUUAG